AUGGAACCACUUGAUCACUGGUGGACCCAACGUAUUACGCAUCAAUUAGAACGCACUGCCGUUGAAGACUAUACAUUAAGGAAUACAGGAAUUACAAUAAAAAAAGGCACUGUUGUAAUAAUUCCUGUUUACUCUCUUAAUCACGAUGCCAAUUACUUUCCUGAUCCGGACAAAUUUGAUCCCGAAAGAUUUUUAUCUAAGAAGAGCAGCAUUAUUCCUUUUACAAAUUUACCAUUUGGAUAUGGGCCCAGAAGCUGUAUAGGAAUGAGGUUCUCAGUUAUGGAGAUCAAAAUGGGUCUAGUUAGAAUGUUACAAAAUAUUAGAUUUAAAUUGGGAAAAAACGAAACAGCAAUACCCGAUUUCGAUGAAGCACGAGGUCUUAAUAGAGCAAAGAGUACUUUCUUGAAAAUUGAACUUAGAAAAUAGCAUUAUACGCAAUUAUUUUUUAAUAUAUAAUUUGAAACUAAUUAUAAAUAAUUUUUUAAUAAUGUAAUAGUAUUAAGCUAAUGCAGACUAAACUAAUAAAAAUGAAUAAAUAAAAGCAAGUGGCAUUCAAAUUAGUAGUCUAAGGAUCGUUGUGGCAUUCUACAAAACACCUACGCUCGAAAAAAUUAGAACUCAUCCAUAAUGAGGUCGGCGAACACAAAAGUACGGAUCUAUCCCUAUUAUAAAAACAAUU
Molecule: messenger RNA, 679 nt
Organism: Centruroides sculpturatus (bark scorpion)
Lineage: Eukaryota; Metazoa; Arthropoda; Arachnida; Scorpiones; Buthidae
Product: cytochrome P450 3A5-like
Exons: 4
Coding region: 1-426 (141 amino acids)
Molecular function (GO): iron ion binding; heme binding; oxidoreductase activity, acting on paired donors, with incorporation or reduction of molecular oxygen
Source: RefSeq, a predicted model, not a curated record